Molecule: messenger RNA, 1359 nt
Organism: Impatiens glandulifera
Lineage: Eukaryota; Viridiplantae; Streptophyta; Magnoliopsida; Ericales; Balsaminaceae
Product: S-adenosylmethionine decarboxylase proenzyme 4-like
Exons: 1
Coding region: 95-1123 (342 amino acids)
Biological process (GO): spermidine biosynthetic process; spermine biosynthetic process
Cellular component (GO): cytosol
Molecular function (GO): adenosylmethionine decarboxylase activity
Source: RefSeq, a predicted model, not a curated record
ACUCCACAAGCUUUUCAUCCCCACCUGUAGAAACACAUAAAGAUCAUUCAUUUCUCUUAAUUUCUCCCCUCUAUUGAUAAAAGAUUCAAAAUUUAUGGCUGGGUUUGAAGGAUUCGAGAAGAGAAUCGAACUUCAGUUUUCCGGCGACGACCCAACCUCCGUCGGCGGCGACGGACUUGGGCUCCGGGGGCUUAGGUUUGAGUUGAUAGAGGAAGUACUCCAUGCGGUACAGUGCACCGUAGUAUCAGCUAUGGGUAAUGAAUACUUUGAUUCAUACGUCCUUUCUGAAUCAAGCUUGUUCGUAUACCCGACCAAGAUCAUAAUCAAAACAUGUGGGACCACUCAGCUACUCAAAUCCAUCCGUCCAUUAAUCGUAUUCGCUCGUGAUCUAGGGCUAUCACUCUGCGGGUGUAGGUACACCCGAGGUAGCUUCAUUUUCCCUGAAGCCCAGCCUUAUCCAUACACCAGCUUCGAAGAUGAAGUUAUAUAUAUUCAAGAGACAUUACCAAGCAACCUUAUUUACAAAAAAGCCACUGUCAUGCCGUCCAAGUUACCGUCGAUUUCUUGGCAUGUUUUCACGGCCAGCGAUCCAUCUCGGCCGGAGAACCAACCCCAACCGUCAUACUAUACCGUCGAAGUCUGCAUGACCCAACUGGACACGGUUCUCGCCCGGAAAUUUUUCCGACAUCCGACGUCCGACAAGACAGGAGACAUGUCUGGGAAAGAUAUGACCGUUAUAACGGGAAUAAACGAAAUUAAUCCAAAAGCAUUCAUCAGUGAUUUUGGAUUCGAUCCUUGCGGAUAUUCAAUGAAUGGGAUGGAUGGUGAUCGUUACUCGACUAUCCACGUGACACCGGAGGAUGGGUAUAGUUACGCUAGCUUCGAGUGCACAGGAUCAGUCCACGAGGAUGGUAAAGAUAUCGGAAGGGUUUUGAAGAAAGUGGCGAAAAUAUUUCGGCCGGAAACGCUUUCGGUGUCGGUGACCGGAGGAAGCCAGGGGAUGUCGGCGCGUGUGGCGAGGGCAUUGAAGACGGUGGGGUUAAAAUGUAGAAGUUAUGCAGACGAUGAGUUUCCAUUUGUGGGUCAGAUUGGAUUUCAGGUCUUUACCAAUCGCCUAAAAUAGCCAUAUAGAUGAUGGGAUGAUGACGUGGCAUAUAUCAAAUAAUGGUUCUGACGACGAUGAGUACGUACGUACGUAAGAGAGGAGCAGCAUGGGCUCUUUUUGUUUUUGUUUUUUUGUUGUUUUUUUAUUUUGUGUUUAUUUUUAAAUUAAGGUUCAAUUUUAAUUAGUUAGGCAAAGGAGGAGGAGAUUAUUAUUUUAGGCUUUUCAGCCUUUGAAUGCAUUAAUAUUUAUCAUUA